Monascus purpureus is the source of this 363-nucleotide messenger RNA. The record is from the annotation of a GenBank genome assembly. NCBI's taxonomy places the organism in Eukaryota, Fungi, Ascomycota, Eurotiomycetes, Eurotiales, Aspergillaceae.
AUGGCUGCUACCAGACCCGGCAAGCGUGCGGCGACCGAGGAUGUCGUGACCCGCGAGUACACCAUCAACCUUCACAAGAGGUUGCACGGUGUUACCUUCAAGAAGCGCGCUCCUCGCGCCAUCAAGGCCAUCAGGGAUUUUGCUGAGCGGGCUAUGGGUACCAAGGACGUCCGCCUUGACCCCCAGCUCAACAAGAAGGUCUGGGAAUCCGGCAUCAAGGGUGUCCCUUACCGUCUCCGUGUCCGCAUCGCUCGUAAGCGUAACAACGACGAGGAGAGCAAGGAGAAGCUCUACUCCUUCGUCCAGGCCGUCAACGUCAAGAACCCUAAGGGCCUGCAGACCGCCGUCAUCGAUGAGGCUUAA